Messenger RNA from Hyaloperonospora brassicae, 1839 nucleotides. The record is from the annotation of a GenBank genome assembly. Lineage: Eukaryota; Oomycota; Peronosporomycetes; Peronosporales; Peronosporaceae.
AUGCCAGCAAAUGAAGUGAUCAGUCCAAUCCGUUGCAAGCGGCAGCAGGCGCGACCACCACGCACAGCUGGCAGCAUUGACGUCACGAACGCUCGCAGUCGGAUCCACCAGCCGAGUCCGAACCGCACGGAAGCUGCAGCGGCAAUGCUGUCGUUGUUAUCCGGCCAUCAGGGACUCAAAGGCGAGACGAGGUCAGCAGUUGCGUCCACAAAAGUAGAGCAAACGUGUGCACUUCGAUGUGACACGAAGGCUGGAACGUCGGUCAAAAGAAAGGUCGAGACGGUGUGGAUGGAAGCGGCAGACGCGGCAGCCGUGACCGAGCUUCCGGUAGCAAAGAGCCACGCAGAGAUCGAUCAUCAGGAGGCGAUCGACAAGCGCGGGACGGGCGAGAUGGCAAAACGACGAGGGUCGCGGUCAAGUGGGGACCACAGUGGAUUCUUUCCCCUGCGAGAGUACAAUCGGAAGGAGAAGUCGCUCGGCCUGCUCUGUGAAAAUUUUCUACGACUGUAUCAGGACGACAGCAUCUCGGAAAUCUGUUUGGACCAAGCAGCGCUAGAGCUGGGCGUCGAGCGAAGACGUAUCUACGAUAUUGUGAACAUUCUAGAGAGCAUUCACCUCGUGAGUCGAAAGAGUAAGAACCUGUAUCACUGGCACGGACUCGUUUCCCCUCCCGACGUCCAUCAGCGCCAUGAAGUUCGAUAUGAAGCAACGAAGGAGCUCACAGAGAUACGUCUAUGCCAUUCAGACGACCGACGGAGAGGCAAGUCGUUAUCCAAGUUGAGUCAGAUGUUUGUCCAGUUGUUCCUUGGAAAGGAAGACUGCAUCAUUCCGUUGGAUCAAGCUGCGAAGCAGCUCAUCCAAAUGGAAGAUAGCAAAAGCGAAGAGGACCGUCUGUUGAAAACCAAGAUUCGCCGACUCUAUGACGUGGCCAAUGUCUUGGUCAGCGUCGGGCUGCUCGAGAAGCUGCAGCUGUCCAGCUCUCGGAAACCUGUUUUUCGGUGGAAAAUGUGUAGCGCAGCACUGGUUCCUACACGUUCAACAGCCGAUUCCACGCACAGUAGAGACGACAUGCACGAAACGUCAGCUCAGCAUCUCCCUGACGGCACUGUCGACGUGAAGACGGAAGUGCUGUCUUCUGGCGCUGAAGUCCAUCACGUGCACGUCGUGAAGUCCACUGAGUCGUGCGAGAACGACAUGUCCGAUGACUGCAGUGACGCUUUCUCCGCAUGCGGACGCUGCCGUUCAAAGCGAAAGCAGACCAGUCAAGAUGGGAGUGACGUCAGCACGUCGGAUGGCGAGUCAUUGACCAAGCGCAAUCGUCGGAGCGUGGAGAAGGAGAGCGUCGGGAAUUGCUCGUCUCAAUCUACGGAUGAAGAGAGCGUUGGGUUGCUUCGAAUGGACGCCAACAACGAGCCCGUCCACCCCCAAGUCGUUCUCUGCGAACAGCAAGAACAAGUGAAGCGCUACAUGCAGCGCUACAUUCGUGAGUACGUCGACUACAUGACUGUGCACCCGAAACCUCUGCACUCUGCUUGCAGUACCAGCGGGACCGAAGCAAGCGGCGACGUGCUUUCACCUUCAGCGUCCAAGACGAUCACUGCUAGUGCUGCUGGUCCAAGUGUCGCAGUCAGCCUCCCGUCACUUGCCGAAGAUAUCCGGGACUCGCUCUUGACAGAGAGUCCGCAAUCGCUCGCCAUCCUCGACGCAGCGCAAGCCGAAAGCCGCCAGCCUCAGCACCUCACGACGUCUUCGAUCGCCAGUGAGUCUGAUGCCGAGACGAGCUCGAGGCGAUUGAUGUGCAGCACUGGCAAGAGGAGAGCAUUGGACAGCUCCGUCUGA